Metschnikowia bicuspidata var. bicuspidata NRRL YB-4993 is the source of this 690-nucleotide messenger RNA. RefSeq lists its product as uncharacterized. The coding region runs from base 1 to 690 and encodes 229 amino acids. The record is from RefSeq and is a predicted model, not a curated record. Gene Ontology annotation, biological process: proteasome regulatory particle assembly. The transcript has a single exon. Lineage: Eukaryota; Fungi; Ascomycota; Pichiomycetes; Serinales; Metschnikowiaceae. Gene Ontology annotation, molecular function: protein binding. Gene Ontology annotation, cellular component: cytoplasm; nucleus.
AUGAUCCCCAACCACGUGAGACAAAAUGAAUCCUUAUCCGGAGAGAUGAAAUCUCUUAAUCUUGAUGUCCCUGAAUAUAGCGGUGAUUUUCUGUCAAUGACGUAUUCACAGCUUGCGGAAGUCAAACAACUGAUAGAGACUAGUGUGGACCAUUUGUACACGCUCCUCAAUGUGACCUAUAAGUUUGAUAUGGACCUGCCGCUUGUCAUUGACGGAUUCCCCCGCAAUGAUGUGGAUGUCGUAACAGUGAGAUUGAUUCGCUCCAAAAUUAUACGAUUGAGAAACGACCACUCCGCUAUUUUGGGUCAGCUUCAGCUUCACUUGGUACAGCAGUUGAGUGGCAACAAGAAAUUAUCCACUGACGAAUUAGAAAAGCCCCACAAUGGUAAUUUCCGCAAUGAGGACUCCCGAAUUUCGAAGGUGUUUGCCGUCGUGAAAGGCGUCGAUCCAAAUGGUCCCGCAGCAAAAGCAGGCCUUCUUGUGGGAGAUAAAAUAAUCACAUUUGAUGAAAACAUAGACAUUCAAAACCAUGCCAAUCUUACAGCAGUGGCCAAGCGUGUAAAGGAGAAAGAAGACAUUCGUGUAUCUAUUGAAAUUCUCCGGGCGGCCAGCGUAGAAACGUUGCUGUUGGUGCCCACCGAAAAUUGGGCUGGCCGGGGGCUCCUUGGGUGUCAUAUAGUGCCGAUGUAA